AUGAAGAGGUUGGAGUCCCAAGUGGGGUAUCUAUCUCAACAGUUUCCCAAACCUACUGAUAGUUUCCCAAGUGACACAGAGAAGAACCCAAGAGGAGAAACAAAAAAAGUAAGGUGGGAAGAUUGCAAGAUGAUCACUAUAAGUGAUAAGAGGAGUGUGGAAGAAGUGCACACACAAACAGAAUACUUCCAAGACAAUCCAAAGGAAAAGUAUGAAGGGAGAAAUCAAGCACCCCAUCCCACACACAUGGAGGAGCUAAAGAAAGGGGAGACCCUGAACCCACAUGCACCCUUUCCCCAAAGGCUCAAAGCUGGUGUAGCAAGGAGAAUGUAUUCAAGGUUCCUCGACAUGUUUGCCUCUCUUGAUGUAAAUCUACCAUUCAUUAAGGCCCUCCAGCAGAUGCCCUCCUUCAUCAAGUACAUAAAGGAGCUACUGGCCAAAAAGAGUUCACUAAAGGGUGGGCAAACAAUAAAGAUGAACAGGGAGUGUAGUGCUCUUAUUCAAAUAGAGCCACCUACAAAGAAGAAGGACCUAGGGAGUUUUCACUUCCCCUGUGCUAUAGGAAAGACAAUGAUUGAUAAGGGACUCUGGCACGAUGAACAGCUCACCUUCAACGUAUUCAAACCCUCACAAGAAGCAAAUUAUGAUAACAAAGAGUCAAAGGAAGAGCACAAUAAGGAGCUGAUGGAAGAGACAAGCACGGUAGCACAAGCACCGCACCUGAGAACCCCUAUGGUUGACAAGCAAUGUGGUCAGAAGGAAUAA
Messenger RNA from Arachis stenosperma, 765 nucleotides. RefSeq lists its product as uncharacterized. The coding region runs from base 1 to 765 and encodes 254 amino acids. NCBI's taxonomy places the organism in Eukaryota, Viridiplantae, Streptophyta, Magnoliopsida, Fabales, Fabaceae. The transcript is spliced from 2 exons. The record is from RefSeq and is a predicted model, not a curated record.